UCAUCGACACAAUCUCACAAAUGCCCAGGCAGAACUGUACGUACCGAGACUCGGCGUGGGAGGAGGCGCUUGGAAGCGAAACAUGGCGAAAUAAUAACAAGUUUGCCCGUCUGACGGUGUUUUGAGGUUGCGUACGACAUACCGCAGUGUUGGAUUUGGCAGUACCGAGUGGUCCAGUCUGGAUGGUGGAGACGAAGGCGACGCCCAACUUUAAACAGUCGAGGGCCCGGUCUAGAUUGAGUGUUGCGGGGGCUGGUCCAGAACACACCGCCCGCCUGCUAGUCUGUGUUUUUCCGGAAAGGUUGGCAUCGCUGGGCGCGACUGUCAACACAGAAAAUGAAAGAAGGAAAGUUUAUUACAGAAAAGACUGUUUAGCCUACUGUCUUAGCCGCAUUAGCUAAAGUCAAAGAUUUGAUCGCACCCACCUGUCUCCUCCGAGCGACAAUUUUUGGAUAUUUCGGAAGUUUAACAAUCGCAAACGCAUUGAGAGACAUUUGCAACAAUACCCUCGGGAAUUUUUUACUUAAGGGUAAUGCUGACAAUUUGAUAAGCGGCUGUGGUGCGGUGCUGACAGACUCGGGCGCCAUCACAUCGUUGCGUUCGUAAAAUAAAAACGCUGCGUAUUUUGCCUUUUUAUUUUUCGUUAUAAUUCGUCAUCAAGAACAAUACAGUGGUGCCAUUUUUUUCCUCUACCGGCGAAAUGCCUCCCAGGACAACGCUCCUGAUAUGUCCGUAAGAUUCGAAGACGUUUUGAUAAAAUGAACGCAGCAAGGUGUUCGACAGUGGGGGUGCAUUGCUUGGAAAAGGUGGUCGUUCUUCGAAGAGCGCCUAUGGCCGUUUUACAGUAAAAGUUUAUAUAUGUCGUUACGUUGGCCGUGGCUUAGCUCGACGUGAACUAUUAUUUUAUUUGACAAGACGACGUUCCGAGGUGUCGCCGAGAGUUGCCUCGAGCUAGCCGGCUACGUGCUCUAAACUGCGAUGUGUUCGAUCCUUUGAGCGCUGCAACGAUUUCAGCAAACUGGACUGCCAAUUGCGGACAAUUAACAUCACCAAAGGUGCCAUCUUCACACCCUCUAAGUGCUCCUUGGGAAAAAUCUGACUAACUUGUCAAGCUAACGUUGCAAGUUUGGCCAGCCAUGUCUGAAAACGCCCCCACGCGAAGCCUGGAUGACAUCGACCUGGCAGCUCUGAGGGAUCCUGCAGGAAUUUUCGAGCUGGUUGAGGUGGUCGGCAAUGGGACAUAUGGGCAGGUAUACAAGGGCCGCCAUGUUAAGACAGGCCAGCUCGCGGCCAUCAAGGUGAUGGAUGUUACAGAAGAGGAAGAGGAGGAGAUCAAAGCUGAAAUCAACAUGCUGAAAAAAUACAGUCACCACCGCAACAUUGCCACAUAUUACGGUGCCUUCGUCAAGAAGAGCCCACCAGGACACGAUGACCAGCUUUGGUUGGUGAUGGAGUUCUGCGGGGCCGGCUCGGUGACUGAUUUGGUGAAAAACACAAAGGGCAGCUCUCUGAAGGAGGACUGGAUAGCGUACAUCUGCAGGGAAAUCCUAAGGGGCCUUUCCCACCUUCAUGCCCAUAAAGUCAUCCACCGAGAUAUCAAGGGCCAGAAUGUUCUUCUCACAGAGAACGCAGAGGUGAAACUUGUUGAUUUUGGAGUUAGUGCUCAGUUGGACAGGACUGUGGGGCGUCGAAACACCUUCAUUGGUACGCCUUACUGGAUGGCGCCGGAAGUCAUUGCCUGCGAUGAGAACCCUGACUCGACUUACGACUACAGGAGUGAUAUCUGGUCCUUGGGAAUCACAGCCAUUGAAAUGGCCGAAGGAGCCCCACCACUGUGUGACAUGCAUCCAAUGAGAGCGCUCUUCCUGAUUCCCAGGAAUCCCCCUCCUAAACUUAAAUCAAAAAAGUGGUCCAAGAAAUUUAUCGACUUUAUUGAGGCCUGCCUUGUGAAGACGUAUCCCAGCCGACCAUCCACGGAGCAGCUGCUCAAGCACUCCUUUAUCAGGGACCAGCCUACUGAGCGCCAGGUCCGGAUUCAACUGAAGGACCACAUUGACCGUACGCGCAAAAAACGGGGAGAGAAAGAGGAGACAGAGUACGAGUACAGCGGUAGUGAUGAAGAUGAUGAAAAUCGAAGCGACGACAGAGAGUCAAGCUCAAUCCUCAAUGUGCCGGGAGAGUCCACCCUGCGUCGGGACUUCCAGCGUCUCCAACAGGAGAACAAGGAGCGGUCGGAGGCUCACAAGAGGCAGCAGGCCCAGUUGGCCGCUCAGCGCAGAGACCCCGAGGAGCACAAAAGGCAACUGCUGCAUGACAGACAGAAACGCAUUGAGGAACAAAAAGAGCAGCGUCGACGACUGGAAGAGCAACAGAGAAAGGAGAGAGAGAUGGUGAGGCAGCAAGAAAAAGGUCCCCAUCGGAGACUCGACGAUAUGAGACGGGAGGAAGAUAGAAGGUUGGCUGAAAGAGAGCAGGAGUUUAUAAGACAUAAAUUAGAAGAAGAGCAGCGGCAGCUAGAAAUCCUUCAGCAGCAGCUGCUUCAGGAGCAGGCACUGCUUAUGAAACGAGCAUCAAACAUCUCAGUGACGCACGAGUAUAAGCGGAAGCAGCUGGAGGAGCAGCGUCAGUCCGAGCGGCUGCAGAGGCAGCUUCAACAGGAGCACGCUUACUUGGUGUCUCUGCAGCAACAGCAACAGGAAAAGAAGCCCCAACUCUACCACUAUAACAAGAACCUGGAGCCCAACAACAAACCCACGUGGGCCCGUGAGGUGGAGGAGCGAAGUAAGCUCAACAGACAGGGCUCUCCAAAGAUUUGUACCACUGUCUCUGACACCGCCAUCCAGUCACGCUCAGACUCAAUCAGUCAGUCCGCAGGGGCCCAGUCUGCUCAGACCCCCCCGAUGCAGAGACCUGUUGAACCUCAAGGAGGACAGAGCAAGUUCCAGAUGGCUCACUUGGUUCCACUAAAGCCUUACGCUGCCCCUGUCCCACGCUCCCAGUCUCUCUGCGACCAGCCUACUAAGACCAUGUCCGCAUUCCCUACCCAGGACCCCUCCCUCAUCCCCACUCCCCGACCCAUCCACACCAGAGAGCUUGUGCGUCAGAACUCAGACCCCACGUCUGAGACCCCUGCACCACAGGCACACCAAAUUAGAGAGGACCGUGGGCCCUGGAUCCGCUUGCCAGAUGUGGAACUCCCACCCAAGAUUCCCCAGAGAACAGCAUCCAUCGCCACAGCUCUCAACACCAACCUGACCUCCGGCAUUAGGCAUCCAGUGAGAGCCAGUAAUCCAGAUCUAAGCCGAAACGAUCGCUGGGAGAGAGCCGACAGCAUUGGCAUCAUAUCUAAUCUGCCACAGACGGGCUCGUUGGAGAGGCAUCGCAUCCUCAGUUCCUCCAAAAUGGAGUCACCCGUUCUAUCUCAUGAUAGUCGUCAGAAGCCGGGGGAGUCUCGCACCUCUUCUCGCCCGGGGCGCCCUGCUAGUUACAAGAGAGCAAUAGGAGAGGAUCACGGCCUCUUUGCCAAAGAGCGUGCUGAGGAACAGCCGAGGCCCCCGGUCAAAGCCAACGAUUACUCCUCCUCUUCGGAGAGUAGUGAGAGUAGUGAGGAGAGCGAAAACGGAGAGGGAGUAGAAGAGGAGGAAAGUCCCACGGAUCGUCACAGGGACGCAGACACCGAUUCAGUCAACACCAUGGUGGUUCAUGAAGACGAGGGCGAGGAGGCAGAAGGAGAGCAAGCUGGAGGUUAUGGAGAUCAGACCAUGUUGGUGCAAAGGACCCCUGAGAAGCGCAGCCACAACGGUUACACCAACUUACCAGAUGUGGUGCAGCCCUCCCACUCCCCCACUGACUCUGCUCCUCACUCCUCGCCUGGGAAGGACUCGGUGUAUGAUUAUCAGUCCAGAUGUUUAGUAAAGGCACCUGGCAAGUCCUCCUUCACCACCUUUGUGGAUCUUGGAAUGUACCAGACACCGGGAGGUACCGGGGAUAACAUUUCUGUUACCAGCUCAAGAUUUGAACAGCUGAAGAUGGAGGUGAGGAAAGGUUCCAUGGUGAAUGUGAAUCCCACCAACACACGCCCCCCUACUGACACACCUGAGAUCCGAAAGUACAAGAAGAGGUUCAACUCUGAGAUCUUGUGUGCAGCGCUUUGGGGGGUGAACUUGUUGGUGGGGACGGAGAAUGGUUUGAAGUUGCUCGACCGCAGUGGACAGGGCAAAGUUUAUCCACUCAUCAACUCGCGCAGGUUCCAGCAGAUGGAUGUUUUAGAGGGCCUUAACCUGCUCAUCACCAUUUCAGGCAAGAAAAACAAGGUGCGCGUCUACUACCUGGCCUGGCUGAGGAAUAAGAUCCUCCAUAAUGACCCUGAAGUGGAAAAGAAGCAAGGCUGGACCACCGUGGGUGAGAUGGAGGGCUGCGUACACUACAAAGUUGUGAAAUAUGAGAGGAUCAAGUUCCUGGUGAUUGCUUUGAAGAAUGCCGUGGAAGUGUAUGCUUGGGCGCCCAAGCCUUAUCACAAAUUCAUGGCCUUCAAGUCAUUUGCAGACCUGCCACACCGGCCUGUCCUUGUGGACCUGACUGUGGAGGAGGGUCAGAGGUUAAAGGUCAUCUACGGUUCCUGUGCCGGCUUCCACGCCAUCGACGUGGACUCUGGAAACAACUACGACAUUUACAUCCCGGUUCAUGUGAGUUGUUCGGCUUUCGAGGAGCGCCGGCGCGGGAGAUUUGAAAACCACUCGGGGAUUCGCUUUGCUCCCAAACAGAUCCAGAGCCACGUGACGCCGCACGCGAUCGUGUUCCUGCCCAGUUCCGACGGCAUGGAGAUGCUUCUGUGCUACGAGGAUGAGGGCGUCUACGUCAACACUUACGGACGCAUCAUCAAGGAUGUGGUCCUGCAGUGGGGAGAAAUGCCCACAUCUGUUGCUCACAUCUGCUCCAAUCAGAUCAUGGGAUGGGGAGAAAAAGCCAUUGAGAUCCGUUCUGUGGAGACGGGCCACCUGGACGGCGUCUUCAUGCACAAGAGAGCUCAGAGGCUGAAGUUCCUCUGUGAGAGGAAUGAUAAGGUGUUCUUCGCCUCAGUGCGUUCAGGCGGCAGCAGCCAGGUGUACUUCAUGACCUUGAACAGGAACUGCAUCAUGAACUGGUGAAGGGACAGCUGCUCUGCUCUCGAUGGAGCCAGAAGGAUUUGGAAGUGGAAGUGCAUCCAACAUUCUCUGAUACACACACACACAAACACGUGGGCGAGCAUGCUGCUUCACUGUGGUAUACACACACACACACACACACACAAACACACUAGCAGACACACUAAUCAACGCCGAUAAACAAAUGUAUUUAAAAAAUGCACACGCGCUCGGAUUUAAAAAGUCAAAUAAGCAGUCUUUAAACGUUUUCAGAUCAGCCUCAUGGCCCCGAUUAAUAAUAAUUUCUGACAGAGAGUCAGCGUUGCUCUCUGAUUGUUGAUAGCGUUUAUUUGUUUGCGCUGUCCAUACGUCUGUCCUGCUUUCCCUGAGUUGGUGGAUCCACGCACAUUCGUAACUGCUUAGUUGAUAAUUGUGAAGUACUGUACAUUCCUAGAUGGUUUCUCUAGGGACAGAAGAAAUUAUUUACCACCUCUGUCUGUUAAAAGUCGGGCUGUAAAUAGCGCCAAUCAUCCCGCAAGGUGUCUUCUGCUCUCGCCUCCCUUCAUUGUGAUGCCGCACGACGCGAUGCAGGCACAGAAAAUGCUGGCACACCCAUCUGCUGUGGCUUAUGUCUCCCAGUCGUUUCGGGGCUUGCGAGAAUUUCACGCAGGCUUGAAGGCCUGCGUGCAAAAAGGGACAUUUUUGGGCCAGCUCAUCCAAAAUUAGAGCGGAUCUGGGAGACGUGUUUUUGCUCAUGCUUCAGUUAGAAAUUUGUCAUAAAUGCGCAGUACUCUGUGACUGACAGUACUGUGAAACAUCCCACUUUCCUCCCCCCCGUCCCCCUCCUUUCAGUUGAGGCAAACCAAGCAGUCCCCUCCAACUUGUACCGAGCAUUUUUUUCAUAGAUUUACAACAAAUUUGAUAUUUAUAUGUAGUGAUUCUGAAUUACUGGUAUUCUUGAUUUUGCUCUACUGUAAUUAGAUUUCAAUAUAUCCCGUUGUUGUGCUGUCUUUGUUUGAGGAGGGUGUGUUCGUAUAUGUGGCUGAACAUGUUAAGCCCGUGUGAUGAUUUCACUUCAGAGGCAGUCAAUCUCCUCGACUGUCAACUACCGUCGCGUGGAUCUGUUUUUAUGAGAAGUAGUGCACCGCGGCUAAUUUUGUUCUGACCUGAUAGAAAUGUGUAUUUUUAGAGUCGUAACGGAGACUGUGUCUCAUGACGUUUGAUUUCUUUAUGUAUACAUGGCUGAAGGUCAUGGUACUGUACACACUGCAAUGUGGGGGGCGGGGGGGGGGGGGGGGUGAAUCGUAUCAGUAUCGUGACACUGGUUUGCAAUAGAAACACUGCAGGAGGUUUUUUGACAGCUUUAGCUCGGUCAACAUGAAGCUCUCGGGUCUGAUACAUGCAAGGAGUUGCAACAAACAUUAGCAGGGGAUUUGUGAGUGUUGAAAAGGAUGGAGUUGUUGCGCUGUGGCACAUUGUGUGAUGACGGUGAAGAGAUGUUGAUAUAUUGUCAAGCCAAAAGUGAUUAGAUAUAAAAAUCUAUAAAUGUAUAAUAGCUCGAGCAGACACUCGAGUGUGCAUGUAAGCCAUUGAAGUACAAUCGUGUAUCAAAGUUGUUUUCCCCUUUUUAGCGAUUAGUUAAUUAUUGUUUCUUACUUAUCGUUGUGUGCCAUGGCCUACAUUUCACACAGGACUGUUGGCAUGUGCGUUUCCUGCGAUUAUUUUUAUCAACUUGCCAUGUUUACAGUUUAAGCAGUGCCUUGGAGUUGGGACGACAACGUGAGAAGAUAUUAUAGGAUGGGUUUAAGCCUCGCCCCCAGUCUCUUAUUAACCGUAACAAGAGGUGUAAUUUUGAUGAUCAUUCGCCCCUUAAAGUGCGCUUAAAUCAUUGAAAUGCAUAUUGACAUAAGAUGAGAAAACCGUUAUUUG
Molecule: messenger RNA, 7052 nt
Organism: Hippocampus zosterae (dwarf seahorse)
Lineage: Eukaryota; Metazoa; Chordata; Actinopteri; Syngnathiformes; Syngnathidae
Gene: mink1
Product: misshapen-like kinase 1
Exons: 32
Coding region: 1137-5147 (1336 amino acids)
Biological process (GO): protein phosphorylation
Molecular function (GO): protein kinase activity; ATP binding
Source: RefSeq, a predicted model, not a curated record